UCAAAAGCUACCUACUCCUCAGGAGUACGGAUGAGAUGUCGGCUAGCCAUUUCGGAGCCGGAGAAAAACUGCUACGCGAGCGCUCGGCUGCGACAGAGCAGCGACGUCGCUACUGGCGCAACCAAUCGCGCGUCUCGUUCUCUCUCUCUCUCUCUCCCUUAUCAUUUUUUUUUUGUCGCGCAUGCGCAUGAGGUUGUGCCGCAGGAGUUUGCGGCGUACAGUCGAUGGACGAACGCACGAAUCGGCUAGCCAUAUACAGCUUCGCUGUAAUAUACAUAAUAAUUCAGCAGGAGUACGCCGAGUGCAAUUUAACUGGAUGGCGAUUCAACCUCUAUUUGAAGUUCACCAAAGACAAUACGUUCCUGGGCGAGUUGGGGUUGAGAAAGGCGCGGAGUCCCUUAGCACGGCAUUUUUAUCGCGUCACCCCUUGCGUGGAGGGAGUAGGAGGACCAUCACACUGCUAGUAGAUUUUUUGACCGCACCAUCUUCGGUCACGUUUUUAGACUGCGUUACCUUCGGAAUCGGCCCACGAAAUAACGCUAGGAACCCAGAUACCCAAUACAGUAAAGUGGGGGUAACCCGCUAAAGUAGGCAUUGCAUUGAAAGCUACAAACCGUCCUGUUUCUUUAGCGACUGUAUCUGUCUAUUCUUUUGUUUCAGUACUGAUGAACAGAACUCGGAGCCCCUGGUACGAAAUUACAGCCGUGUCCAUUUCGCCGCACGGAAUUCUCCAGGACAUCUCCAUCAUGCUCCUGCUGGGCUUCCUCGUGUUCCUCUAUUUGCUUUACCGUGCCCUGGCACUGCAUCUGUUCUCGAGACAGAAGCUGGAACCGCCGCCGCAGAAGUCUCCAGACCAGGAGGAUCAGGACGUUGCCACCGAGAGAGCGGCCGUCGAGUUCAUCUGUAGGCAGAGACGCUUCCACCAGCAUACGCUCGUGGUGCGAAGCCUGCACAAGGUGUUCGGCCCGGUGCACGCCGUGCGAGGGCUCUGGUUCGCACUGAAGCCCGGUGAGUGCUUCGGCCUGCUGGGUGUGAACGGCGCUGGCAAGACGACCACGUUCCGAAUGCUAGCCGGCCUAAUCCGGGCGACGUACGGCGACGCCUACAUGAAGGGCGCCGUCCUGUCCGACGAGACUCGGAAGUGGCAAUCGAAGCUGGGCUACUGUCCUCAGGGCGGAGCGCUGUUGGACAAGCUGAAUGCCUACGAGAUGCUGUACCUCUUUGGUCGCCUUCGUGGCGUUCCCGAAGACGUCCUCCCCGGGGCGGUGGAUCAUAUCAUAUACGUUACUGACCUCAGCGAUCAGGCGGCAAAGAGGUGCCAGCACUACAGCGGCGGCAACAGGCGCAAGCUGUCCAUGGCCGUGGCCCUGAUCGGCCUCCCCGGGCUGGUGCUGCUGGACGAACCGUACGCCGGCGUCGACGUGCUGGCCAGGACGCGUAUACACGAGGCGCUCAACCCGCUCAAGAACAGGACCAAGACCACCAUCGUGCUCACCUCGCACAGUAUGGAGGAGUGCGAGCUCUCCUGCGACCGGAUAUGCAUCAUGGUCGAUGGAGAGAUGGUCUGCCUGGGAACGCUGCAGCACAUCAAGGACCGGUUUGGCAAAGGAUACAAGCUGCUGUUCACACUGGAAGAAGACACGUGGGACGCUGUCGAGAAGCUCACCAAAGGCGUGCUCAAUUCGCUGCCGGAAAUCACGGUUGUUGACGUGCGCCGUAGAGUGCUCGAGUUCCGCAUGGAGGGCAAGCUUCCCUGGAGCACGUUGUUCUACAAGCUGGCCGUCUUGGAGAAGGAAUUUCCCUUCGAGCACGUCCUCGUGUCUGACAACACCCUGGAGCAGAUCUUCAUCGAGUUCGCUCGGAAAGCGCACGCGGAGAAACCCAGACAAACUAUUACUGCUACUUCCACCACCGUUAGUACGAACGCAACCGACGUGUAACCAGUCAUCGUUAUCCCAGGGACCGUUAGAAAACAUUCGUACUGUCUUAUUCAUGUGCGCGAUUUAAUUGACGCCCCACGUGUUUUUUUUUUUUUUUUUUAAUCUGAGAAUUCGUGUUGACGUACCUGCAAGGAAGUCUACUUUUUGAAUACCUCAUGUUUUCUAUUAACCUUACUCCUGCUAUUGUCACAAAUCCUUCUUUUUUCUUGUCAUGCAUUGUCUAUUUGCCUAAUAAAUUGUGUUUACCUGCUA
Dermacentor andersoni is the source of this 2192-nucleotide messenger RNA. Its product is annotated as phospholipid-transporting ATPase ABCA3-like. Gene Ontology annotation, molecular function: ATP hydrolysis activity; ABC-type transporter activity; lipid carrier activity. Lineage: Eukaryota; Metazoa; Arthropoda; Arachnida; Ixodida; Ixodidae. The record is from RefSeq and is a predicted model, not a curated record. Gene Ontology annotation, biological process: transmembrane transport; lipid transport. Gene Ontology annotation, cellular component: intracellular membrane-bounded organelle; membrane.